Ramularia collo-cygni is the source of this 1011-nucleotide messenger RNA. RefSeq names its product related to Neutral protease 2 homolog SNOG_10522. Lineage: Eukaryota; Fungi; Ascomycota; Dothideomycetes; Mycosphaerellales; Mycosphaerellaceae. The record is from RefSeq and is a predicted model, not a curated record. The transcript has 4 exons. Gene Ontology annotation, biological process: proteolysis. Bases 1 to 1011 code for a protein of 336 amino acids. Gene Ontology annotation, molecular function: metalloendopeptidase activity.
AUGACCAGGAGGAACACACCAUUGCAAAUCAAGUUGACUCCAUUAAGCAACAGCAAAGUGAAGGCCUCGAUGACCAACAUGGGCUCUGAGGGCUUCAAUCUGUUCUACACUGGCUCUUUCCUCGACAGCGAAGCCCCAAUCGACAGACUCAUCGUCCACGGCACUGCAACACGAGCGAGGUUUAUGGGCCUCCUCGUUCAGGUCUCAAUGAAAGAUCCGAUUGAGACUCAGUUCCUGCCAAUCCUACCAGGCCAGACGAUUGAUACCAUAAUAGACAUGGCUGAGCUUUACGACAUGGAAGUCAGCGAUCGCUACACCAUUCAAGCCAGAGGCUCCCUUCCUUUUGCUGAGCUAGGCAGUACCAGACUCACCGGACUAUCCCUUCCCUAUGCCUCCAACGUCAUCUCCAUGGACGUAGACGGCGCCGAAGCAGCCAAAGUCCCAUAUGCCGUGUUGAACUUGCGCCAGAAGCGAGCUGAACUCGAGUGCUCGAGUGAGCGUAACGCAAUCCUCAAGCAAGCCCGAGAAAGCUGCGCCAUGCUUGCCGGCAAUGCUGCCAAGGCCGCCCAGUCGGGACGUUUGAUGCAGGAGUACUUCAAAUCGACAUCCGACUCGGUUGUCUCGCAGGUAGUCCAACGCUUCAAUGCAGUGGCUGAAGAGUGUGCUUCGAAUUCAGCGCCUAGCAAGAGCUCCGUUUCGUGUACUGACGUAAAUGAACUUUGCUCCAAACCGGGUUACAUCGCCUACACCAACCCCAGUAGCAAUGUCAUCACCUACUGUGAUAUCUUCUAUGAGGGUCUCGGGGCCCUAACCGGACAAUGUGGAGUCCAGGAUCAAGCGAAUACCGUUGUGCACGAAACGACACAUUGUCCUGAUGUGUUCAGUCCGUAUACUUUGGAUUACGCAUAUGGGCCUGCAGUGACGAAUUUGAACAGUGACCAGGCUGUGUUAAAUGCGGAUACGUAUCGCAUGUAUGCGGGUGCAAUAUUCGGCAACUGCUCUGACAGCUAG